CUCCUGGUUAAGAGGAGAGGACUGGAGUAAGAAAAGGAGUUGGCAUAGAACACACACACACACACACUUACGUCCCACCCCCAAACAGUCAUCAGAAGAUACAUGAACGGAGAAGAUUUGAAGUCACGUUCACUACUGAGAGAGAAAGAGGGGGGGGAUACGGUAGACGGGUAGAAUGGAGAGACGACAACUGUAAAAAGAAAGUAGGCUACUUGGCCUGUCAAAUUGGAUAAGAGACAGGUGUAACUGUUUUCAGGAUGACUGGUUACUUACAAUUUGCAGUAGUCGAACCAUUGUGAGAUGGUCAUGUAAAAGAAAAUACAAACCUCACAUUAUUGUCACCACUGUAACCUGUGUAAAGUUGACGUCUGACUCGAACUGAUCAUAUGUCUGGGACACAAGCUGCUGUGCUGCCAUCAUUCAGCUCCUUCUCAAACUGUGUUCACUCCAAUGACAUUAUGAAGGUGUGGAAAUUUGAGGAUGGCGCUCUCAGUCUGGAGUCUCAAACCAAGAGGACGUCACCUGGCAACACCAGUGACCAGCAGCCAGUUCUUCCUCACCUGGACGAUGAAAGUGAAACCUCAUGGGACAUGGACUUCUUGUUGUCUGACUGGAGCAACCCAUCACCUGAGCUGAACCCCUCUCUGGACUACAACACUCAGCGUCUUCCUCAACCGGACCAAACUGGACUCUACCAUGAUAGAGGAGGGGUGUUGACGGACCAAAUAAGUUCAGACAGGCUUCAUACGGGCAGCAGUAGCCUGAUGGUUGAGCUGCUCACCCCCUUGGAGACCAUUGGUUCAGGCAUACCAGAACUUUACAACCAACAGGUUCGGUCAUCAUCAUCAUUAUCAUCAUCAUCGUCAUUCCCCAUUCAACCAAACGUGGCCCAGUAUGGUUUCAACCCCGGAAGCAACCAGGAGAGACAUGGCAGAGAUAGAGCCACUGCUGUCCUCACUAAGGCCAAAUCAUGGGACUUUGGAAUGGGACACUACUACCCCCAACAACACACUUCCAUGGUGACGUUUCAAGAUGGCAGAUUCCUCCAAGCCCCUGUCUCCAUGACAACCUCUAUGACCUCUGAAUCUCGAACCCACCACUACAGCUUCCUCCAAAACUACCCCCACCACCAGGGUCUGUACCGCAACCAGAGAGACUACAACCUCCACGGCCACCACCACCAACAAGCCUCCUCCAACCACUUCCCCUACUCCCAACACCAGCAGCCCCACCUAGCUAUCUCCUCCUCAGGGGUUCCCCCUGGAGGCUUGGAGGGGAAGAACGGCCGCAGGACAGUGGUGAAGAAGAGAGCUGCUACACACAGCUGUGAAUACUCAGGUUGUAGUAAGACCUAUACCAAGAGCUCCCACCUCAAGGCUCACCUCCGCACACACACAGGGGAGAAGCCAUACCACUGUACGUGGGAGGGCUGUGGGUGGAAGUUUGCCCGUUCGGACGAGUUGACCCGUCACUACCGUAAACACACGGGUCAGAAACCCUACGCAUGUCUGCAGUGUCAGAGAGCCUUCUCCCGCUCAGACCACCUGGCCCUGCACAUGAAGAGACACACAUGAUGAGAGGAGUGGAGGAUGGGUAUGACUGGGGCUGUGUGAGAUCAUGCACACUAAUAUGUGUGUACCUGUAUACACACACUCUCCACUGUCAUUCUGGUUCUCUCUCUCUCUCUCUCUCUCUCUCUCUCUCUCUCUCUCUCUCUCUCUCUCUCUCUCUCUCUCUCUCUCUCUCUCUCUCUCUCUCUGUCUCUCUCUCUCUCUCUCUCUCUCUCUCUCUCUCUCUCUCUCUCUCUGAUUGUCUCCUUUCUCUAUCUCUCUUUCUCUCUCUCGCACACUAAUCUAAUCAACACACGCGGUGCACACGCAACUACUAGGCAGAGUAGUGUUAUCAUGGAUGAAGAGCAGACGUGACUACUCAAAGAUAUACAGUGGACACACACACGUUGUCCACACACUAUAAACAGAUAAAGUAAACGAAGAGCCUUACAGUUACAGACUGACUUAACACUAAAAAUAAACAUAUACAUUUGAGUCAUUUAAGAGACGCUCUAAUCCAGAGUAAUUUACACUCAGAGUUAGGUGGGACAACCACAUAUCACAGGGAUAGUAAGUACUCUUUUCCUCAAUAAAGUAGUUAUCAGCAAAGUCAGAACUAGAAAGGCGGGGGUGGAGUCAAGAGCAAGUGUUAGUUCAGGAUUUGUAGAUUUUUAAAUGUUUCUUUGAGGGG
This is a messenger RNA of Salvelinus fontinalis (brook trout), 2241 nucleotides long. Its product is annotated as Kruppel-like factor 1. Gene Ontology annotation, biological process: regulation of transcription by RNA polymerase II. The record is from RefSeq and is a predicted model, not a curated record. Bases 387 to 1574 code for a protein of 395 amino acids. The transcript is spliced from 3 exons. Lineage: Eukaryota; Metazoa; Chordata; Actinopteri; Salmoniformes; Salmonidae. Gene Ontology annotation, molecular function: RNA polymerase II cis-regulatory region sequence-specific DNA binding; DNA-binding transcription factor activity, RNA polymerase II-specific.